Messenger RNA from Lodderomyces jiufengensis, 2385 nucleotides. RefSeq lists its product as uncharacterized. Gene Ontology annotation, cellular component: P-body. The coding region runs from base 1 to 2385 and encodes 794 amino acids. The record is from RefSeq and is a predicted model, not a curated record. Gene Ontology annotation, molecular function: RNA binding. Gene Ontology annotation, biological process: P-body assembly; deadenylation-dependent decapping of nuclear-transcribed mRNA. Lineage: Eukaryota; Fungi; Ascomycota; Pichiomycetes; Serinales; Debaryomycetaceae. The transcript has a single exon.
AUGUCAUUCUUUGGUUUUGAUCCUACUCAACCACCACGAGGUUCAAAGGAUGAUAAAGUUUAUGAUUUUGAAGAUACAUAUGAUGGAUUAGGAGAAUUAGAAGAAGAAGAUGCAUUUAAUGAUGAAACUUUUGGAGCAAGUACAAAUGAUAUUAGAAAAGAUUUCGAAUUUGGUCAUGGUCCGUCAACAAAAAAGGAAGAACCUCAAUAUCAAUCUACACCAGCCCCAUCUUUAUCUCAAAGUUAUGCUCAAGCAGCACAAUCAAACCCUGUAAAUGAUGACGAGUUUAUGGAAGAAUUAUGGGGUUCAUCAAAUGCACCAAGUAAAUCAAUUCAUGAAAAGCAACAACAAAUACCACAACAACAAGAAGAAAGCGGUACUUAUCAAGCUCAAUCUGAAAGAAAAAUAUUAUCAUUAGAAGAAAUUGAAGCUCAAUUGACUGCAAUUGAUCAACAACAACAACAACAUCCACAAGCAUUUCCUCAACCGGGUCUGUUCCCACCACAACAUUAUGGAGCACCAGGAAUGAUGCCUCAAUUUAAUGGGUACAUGAUGGGAGGAUAUAUGCAACCUCAAUAUGGAUUCCCUGGUGGAGCUAUACCUCAUCAACAAUUUCCUCCCAUGCAAGGAUUUCCACCACAAUUACCACAGCAGUUCCAACAGCCACCACCACCUCAACAACAACAACCCCAACCUCAAACUCAACAGCAAACUCCUCAACAACCACAAAUUCCUACCCAAGCACCAAGACAACAACCACCAGUUUCAGAUUCUAAAAAGAUUCCAAUUCCAAAUCAAAAACCACAAAAAGUUGAUUUAUCUCAAUUCCCAGUAUUAGGAAAAGAAGCAUUACAGCAACCUCAUCAUCAUCACCAACAACAAGCACUUUUACAACAACAAAUGCAACAACAAGAUGUCAAUCAAAAUAAUCACAGUCGUCAACCACUGCAAGAACUUACUCCAGAACAACAAGAAAAAGCAGCUAGAAGACAAGAGAAAGUUUCAAGAAUCAUGAAAUAUUCAGGUAUUAUGAAUCCAAAAGAUAAAGAUUUUGUAACAAGAUUUCAAUUAUCACAAAUUGUUACUGAAGACCCAUAUAAUGAAGAUUUCUAUGCACAAGUUUAUAAAGUGAUUCAUCCAAAGACUAUUAAUGGAGUUCAACAACAAGCACCAGCUCAACAAAGUAAUUCUAUAGCUCAAGCUUAUUUAGAUCAUAGUGGACAUAGAUUAGGAGGUCGUUAUAAGAGAGCAGAUGUUGCAUUACAAAGAAUGCAGCAACAAGUUCAAAAAGCAGUUCAUGUUGCGAAAGAAAGACCGAAAUUAACUCAAUAUGCAAAAGAAGGUGCUUUAGGUAAAAUUUCAUUUGGAAGUGGUAAAAAGCCAAGACAACAAUUAGAAAUUAUUAGUAAAGCAGCAGAAAGAGAGAAGAAUGAUACAAAAGUUGAAUCUAAAAAAGAAGACACCAGAAAGUAUUCAAGAAACGAUAUAUUUGGUAUUUUGGAAAAUAUUAUAUCAGAAUUAAUGAAUGUUGAAAGUGAAUCAAGGACAGCAUCUUCAGUAGAUACUGCAAAAUUAUGGGAUUCAAUGAAAGUCUUGGAGCAAGCAUCAACUUCAGGUGACGAAGAAUCAGAAGUUAAUCCAUUCAUUCAGUGUUUGAAUUAUAACAAAAUGUUAAAAAUAUUGAUACGUCUUUUCAAGUUCUUAAAUAGAGAACAAAUAUUAACCAUAUCAGCAUUAAUUAUGUCAAACUUAGAAAAUUUAUCUGUAAUUAAAAAUGGAUCUUAUACAACUUAUUCAAACAAAGAAAUCCCCGAAAAUGUGUUAAAAUUAGUUGAAUCUUAUUCCUUAACUUUUUCAAAAUUGUUUAUGAAUGCAGUUGUUGAUUUUAAAUUUAAUGAAAUUAUUGGAUUAUUAGUUAUAUUAAUUGAACAUAAUAACGUAUCAUUUGUCUCAACUACAAAAAUUGGUUUAACCAUAUUAACUACUUUAUUAUCACGAGCAGAGUUAAUUAUUGGUGAAGGUCAAAUAUCAGCAACUGAUUUAUCAGAAUGGACUUCAUGUUAUGAUGAAUUAUUUACAGCAUUAGAAUCAAGAAUUGCAGCAAUUUUCCCACCAAAUCCAAGUGAUGUUGACGAUGGAUCUUCUAGAGAAAACUAUAUAUGGCAAUUUUUAGCAACUUUAUCAUUAGGUGGUAAAUUAAGUCAUCAAAGAAUUAUUGUUGAUGAAGUUAGAGAUGAAAUUUUUGGUGUUAUGAAUAGAGCUAAAACUAUUGACAAUCAAGACUCGGCUAAUUUAUAUAAGAAACAAAAUUUAUUAAAUAAUUUGAAUAUGUAUUUGGUAGUUAUGGGAUUAGUUGCAGAUGAACAUGAAAUCAAAGAGCUUUGA